AUGUCUUCUUUCCGCCUACUAAUCGAGGAUGGCAAGUUCCGUGACGGUCAUGGUCGUCAGGUCGUUCUCCGUGGCAUCAACGUUGCUGCCGAUGCCAAACUCCCAAGCGAACCCGACCAACCCUCUCACACUCCUAUCGACUUCUUCGACGGCGAUAAUGUAACCUUCCACCAGCGUCCAUUCCCCAAAGACGAUGCGCGAUCUCACUUUGCACGUCUGAGACGAUUCGGCUUCAACACCAUCCGAUACAUCUUUACGUGGGAGGCAAUCGAGGCGGCGGGACCUGGAAAAUAUGACGAGGACUUUAUUCAACAUACGAUUGAUAUUCUGAGAAUAGCAAAGGAGUAUGGCUUUUACAUAUUCAUGGAUCCUCACCAGGAUGUCUGGUCUCGCUUUACCGGUGGUUCGGGAGCCCCGUUGUGGACUCUGUAUGCGUGCGGUCUGAACCCUCAGAGCUUCGCCGCGACGGAAGCAGCAAUUGUUCACAACACUUACCCUGACCCUGCUAAUUUUCCAAAGAUGAUCUGGUCGACAAACUACUAUCGACUGGCAGCUGGUACCAUAUUUACUCUGUUCUUUGCUGGCAAAGACUUUGCGCCAAAAUGUAUCAUUGACGGUGUCAAUAUCCAGGACUACCUCCAGGAUCACUUCAUGCGAGCGUGUGGUCAGCUUGCGCAGCGAAUCCACGAGGCAGGCGACUUGGAGAACGUCGUUGUUAUCGGAUGGGAGAGCAUGAACGAGCCCAACAAGGGCAUGACAGGGUACAAGGACCUUACUGUCAUCCCUAAAGAACACCCCUUAAAGAAGGGAACUACCCCAACAAUGUGGCAGACAAUGUUGACUGGUAUGGGACGAGCUUGCGAAGUUGACACCUGGGAGAUGGGUGGCCUGGGCCCUUACAAGACCGGAACCACGCUGGUCGAUCCCCACGGCGAAAUCGCAUGGCUACCGGUAGACUACGACGACUCACGAUACGGAUGGAAGCGUGAUCCUGGUUGGAAGCUCGGCGAGUGUAUCUGGGCGCAGCACGGUGUUUGGGAUAUGGCCACAGACACCCUUCUCCGCAAAGAUUAUUUUGCCAAAAACCCCCACACUGGCAAGCUAAUCGACUAUCCGCAUUUCACAAACACCUACUUUAUGGACUUCUGGCGGAGAUAUGUCAAGACCUGCCGAGCUGUUCACCAGGACUGCAUCAUGCUUAUGCAGUUUCCCACUCUCGAGCUACCACCCGAGAUCAAGGGAACCGCAGAUGACGACCCCCGAAUGGCCUUUACCCCACAUUACUACGAUGGCAUCACGCUCAUGACGAAGCAUUGGAAUAGCACAUGGAACGUUGAUGUCGUUGGAGUCUUAAGAGGCAAGUACUGGCAUCCAGCUCUGGCAAUCAGAAUCGGAGAGACAGCUAUCCGAAAUUGUCUUCGAGAUCAACUUGCAACACUGAGACAAGAGGGUCUUGACCGCACCGGAAAUCAUCCCUGCGUACUUUCGGAGUUUGGAAUUCCUUAUGACAUGGACGAAAAGAAGGCCUAUAAGACAGGCGACUACUCGAGCCAGUCAGCGGCAAUGGAUGCCAACUACUUUGCUGUCGAGGGAUCCCAGCUUGAGGGCCAUUGUCUAUGGACGUAUUGUGCUAGGAACGAUCACGUCCGAGGAGACUUUUGGAACGGUGAGGAUUUGUCUAUUCUUUCACUGGAUGACAAGCCCCUGCCAGACUCGCCUGUUCCCGAAUAUUCGCAGUCAUCACUAGAUCUGGCGAGAACCCCGACCGGUGUAAAUGCUAAGAAAGAUGUGGCUGACGAUCGAAAUGUUACACCCGACAAUCUAAAACGUACACUCACCAACCCGUCAAUCAGCUCUGCGCCCUCUGCGAAGGACCCCCAGUUGACCAAUGCCCCCGGCUAUCGCGCUGCCGAGGCCUAUGUGCGCCCAACACCUACAGUCGUGCAUGGUGACAUUGUGUCCACCGGGUUCGAUCUGCGACAGUGCACAUAUAUCCUCAAGGUCAAGGCGCCCAAGGCAGCACCAGAUAAUGCCCCUACGAUUGUGUUCUUGCCCGAGUACCAUUUCCCCAAAGACCAGUGCGAGGUGGCCGUGUCUUCGGGCAAGUGGGAACUCAGCAUAGAUGACGAUGAGGGCACAACGCUUCAGAUGCUCAAGUGGUGGCAUGCAGAGGGAGAGCAGAGCAUAAAGGUCUCGGGGCAAGUGCGUAAGCACAACGUUGUUGCGGGUACCGAGGAAGACGCUGGCUAUCUUGAGCAGUGCCAGCAGGGCUACGGAUACAAUUUUUCAAGCUGUAGUGUUAUGUGA
Molecule: messenger RNA, 2307 nt
Organism: Fusarium sp. VM40
Lineage: Eukaryota; Fungi; Ascomycota; Sordariomycetes; Hypocreales; Nectriaceae
Source: the annotation of a GenBank genome assembly